UUGUGUUUUACGAGCGGCAUGUCGCGAUUUCUUUGGCAUUAAAUUUUUGAUUAUUAUUUGCCGUGCGCUUUUGUUGUUGUUGCCUCGUUUGCUGUUAAUUAAUGCUGAUUUUUAAAUUAAUUUAAUCAGUUGUUCUAAGCUUGCCAUUGAAUGAAAUAAAGCGUGCUAUGAAAUAUGAAUGGAAUAUGUCGGCAAAACACCGGUAAAACGUGAUUUAUCGAGCACCGUCGAUCAGUGCAGAGUAUUAUGCUUGUGUUUGUGCCAAAAAUUAGAAAAAAAAUUAAAAGAUAAAUAAAUUAACGAAUAAAUAAGAAGCAGCACAUGUAAAUAGUGACACAAAAAAAAAAUAAAUAAAUAAAUUACGAUUUUGCAAAAUAAAAAGUGUGUAAAGAGUGGCGUGACAGAAAAAGAAUCGGCAAAAUAUCUUUUGCUGGCGCAUACAAUUGGCUGUUUAAUGUGUAUCGUGUUUUUGUCUGCUGAUUUGUCGAUCGGUUUGCCUCUGCCGGUUUGAAUGCUUCUUCGCCUGUUGCGUGCGUGGUUCGCUACUUGCGCGUGUGUUUGUGUUACAGCGUGAUAAUUAUAUGCAUAUGUGCGUACGUGUGGUGCAACGCGUGGAGCAAGUGGCAAGCUUCAUUGCCAGAUCAACAUCUUGCGCUGGCGUUCACCAAGCUGCAGAUACAAAAGUGAUAGCGCACACUUUGCUGACAGCAACAACAGCUCAUCACCAAUAACAGCAGCAAAAAUAAAUUACUACAUACACACAUACCCAUAGUGCAGUCUUUAAUUGUUCUUCGUCAAGAUGAUGUUUACACCCAACAUUUGACACCUUAAAUAGUUACAGUUAGCUAACCAUAUUGUGCUUUCAAAUUGCUGCUAUUGCUCCUUUCCGAUAGUCCUCCUUAUUGCCCUGUUCACCAUCAAUCAGCUGUUUUACUGCAGCACACUGCCGUGCCAAUUGGAUUUAAUUAUUUUAAAAUUUUACAAAACUGAUCAUGCGUAGAUCAGCGCUUAGCCGAAAUCACUACUUCGUAUUCGGCAUACUCGUGGGUUUGGCGCUGAGUUUCUAUUUGCCGGAGGAUGUUUGGGAUCUGGUGCAAAAAGAGGAAUGCCCUCAAGAGGCUGCCGAGAAUAGUCUGAUAGAAAAAUUCGGCGAAGAAUUCGAGCCACAUUUGAAUUUAAUUAGCAAACCUUUGGCGGCUAAAAAACCGGCCACGAAUGUCAUUCGUCCGCGCUAUUACUCCUCCGAGUUGGGUAUACGCGAGAAGAUCUUCAUUGGCGUGAUGACGUCACAGGACAACAUCAAUACUCUAGCGACGGCGAUAAAUCGCACCACAGCGCAUUUGGUGAAUAAAAUUAAAUUCUUCAUUAACGCCGACAAUGUGAAAACGAACUAUAAACUCAAGAAUAUUGUCGGCUUCACAGACACACGCGAGAGUCUGCGACCAUUCCAUGUGAUAAAAUACAUUGCGGAUAAUUACCUCGAUGACUACGAUUACUUUCUGAUCAUGCCAGAUACGGUGUACGUGGAUGCACGUAAACUGAAGACACUGCUCUAUCACAUCAGCAUCACUUUCGAUCUAUAUAUGGGUGCCAGACUGGAGCAGAAUAUCGCGGAUGGUGGUGACAGUGCGGCGGCGGCGGCUGCGGCGUCCAGACGUAUCUCGAAUUCCAAUGGUGUUGAUGAUCUCGGCAGUCAAAGUGAUCGUAAUUACUGUGAUUUAAAUGCCGGCAUUUUGCUUAGCAGCAGUGUCAUACGUAAGAUGCGCAACAAUCUGGAUUGGUGUGUGCGUAAUGGCGUCAGCAAUGUGCAUAGCGUCAAUAUCGGUCGUUGUGUAAAGUAUUCAAGUAAUUUGUCCGGAUGUCAGACAAGCUUUCAGGGUAUACAUGAAGACAUUUAUGGUUUGCAGCCACACAUGAAACUUUUCAAGGAUUUAAAUAUACUUGCCAGAGACGAGGCCUUCCGAAAAGCGGCGGCUGUGUAUCCCGUGACAUCGAUGGACGAUUUCUAUCGACUGCAUGCCUAUUAUUCGCGGCAUCACUUAGAACUGGUGCAGCAGCGCAGCUUCGAUUUGGAGCGCAAAUCAUAUCAAAUAGCUAACGGUUCAAUAUCGAAUAACAUACUCGAAAUACGCUGGCCACUCGGUGUGCCGCUUGGCUCAGCGCCCGAAACGCGACAUGACAUCAUAACAUGGCACCUCAUCAACAGCACACACAUUUUCCUACCCAAUGCCGAAAAUAUCGUCGAGCCAAUGAGUCACACCGACAAGUUGGAUUUCGAUAAAGUGCUUGAAAUUGCAAUUGCCUACGGCAAGCGGAAGAAUCCACACUUGCAAUAUGUUGAUUUGCAUACGGUUUACAGGAAAUUCGAUGCAACGCGUGGCAUGGACUAUCAGUUCCAUUUAAAUAUGCGCGACACCACACGCUACUCCGACGAAUUGGUGACGCAGAGUUUUCAAGUUGUUAAACCGCUCGGACGCGUCGAGGUGAUACCAUCACCAUAUGUCACCGAAAGCACGCGCAUCGCCAUAAUGGUGCCGACAUUUGAACAUCAGGCGGCGGAUGGUGUGAAUUUCAUAACGGAAUAUGAACGCAUUUGCAUGCAGAAUCAAGACAACACAUUUCUGCUGAUGAUCUUUCUUUAUCGCUACAACUCCAUAAGCAAAGGUGAGCAGGAUCCCUUCAAAAGUCUCAAGACACUCGCCUUGGAUCUAUCAACAAAGUACAAAAGCGAUGGCUCACGCAUAGCUUGGGUGUCCAUACGGCUGCCGCCAAUGCUUAGUGAUAAGCCACCGCCACCGGAGGAUAUUAUGCUCAACUCCAUAUAUGGACGCAAUGAUAUUUUAAGCGUGGCAGUGGCUGAUCUGGCGCUACCGAAAAUCGGCCUGGAUAGUCUGGUACUAAUGGCCUCCACAGAUAUUAGCUUCAAAGCGGACUUCUUGAAUAGAGUGCGCAUGAACACCAUACAGGGUUUCCAAAUAUACUCACCCAUCGGCUUCAUGAUGUAUCCCUGCCGACUGGCGCACUUCUGUAAACAAUGCGAGAGCUGUGAUGUGAGUCAAAGCUCUGGCUACUUCGACAAGUGGAAUUACGAUCUAAUCGCCUUCUACAGUCGUGAUUACGUGCAAGCGCGCAAAUUGAUUGAGUCAACAUUACCCAUCACACGCACCGACAAUGACAUUGAACUGCUGCUCAGUCGCAGCGAUCACAAAAUCAACACCAUUUUGGAUAUGUUUGUUGCCUCGCAGCUGUCGGUGCAUAUACUGCGCGGCACUGAGCCCAAUUUGCGUUAUGGCUACGCGAUUAGGAAUCAUAUAAGUAAAGGUGCGGAGGUGCCAAGAUGUCCGGCGCUACAAGCGAAUGCCGCCGUAUCGCGUAAUAAGGAACAACAAGAGUUAUACAACGAAAUACCACAACGUUACGAUGCGUUGCGCGCUGAGCGUGACACGGCGCAUGCGUACGGCCUGGACAGUCGCAAAUGCAUACAUUUGGCGUCGCGCAAACAGAUCGGCGACGCGAUCAUACGUUUCGAGGAUCGUAGUAUUCUGCAUAAAUAGUUAAACAUACAGUUGCACAAAGCAAUAACGGUUGAAUUUUAGCGAGUUAAAGAAAAUGUGCACGCACUCAUUGUGAAUGAGCGUAGUGUCUGAUUUUCUUUUAACUUUAUUUUUAAUGCCAGUUUGGCUACUGCGCAGUCAAACUGCGCACGUCAAAUGCAUGUUAACACUUUAAUGCUCAAACAUUUGCAUGAUUAUGUAAAUAUUAGUUUAAUACUUGCAAUGCUUUCGUUUAAACAUAUUUUAUGUUUUUUUUUUUCGACAAGGAAAAAAGUUAGUACUUUUAUAACUUAGUCUACUAUGCCAAAAUGCUUGCACAAUUUUUUUUAACUAUAAAACAUGUGAGUUGUGUGUGUAUUUUAGUUUUAAUUAAUUUAUUAUAAUUAUUAUUGUAUUUUUCGUAUUUAAACGGCUGAGCUACAGUUGAUUCCUAUCGAUUGAAUGUAACGAAAUGACUUUUUUGUAUGUAAUUAUGUAAUUUAUCAGUACACUAGUGCUAGCAUACGAAAAUGUAGUGUAAAUAUGUAGUACGUAAUUUUGUAAGUGGCACAGGAACUGUUUGUAUGUAUAAUGGCUGUUAAGUGUGUUUUAUCUACGUCAACGAAGUAGAAAUAUGCCCGAACUUGUCCUUUCCAAUUGCAAAUAUUUAUAUAUUAACAUAACUAUGCAUACAUAUAUACGUGAUAAUUUGUAAGCAAGUAUUUUCGAGUAGUUUGGUGUUCAGUUACUAAUAUGCGACUUUCAAAUUGCACCCUGUUUGUUAGCCUCUCGCAUGCAUCCUAUCAUUUUAGUGCCUUAAGUAUUGUAUAUUCAUCUCGCCAUGACUGCCAAGUAUUCAGUUUGCAUGAAGCAUGUAAUUUUAAAAUAUAUAAUGUAUGCAUAUCCAUACAUACACACAUACGUAUGUUAAUAUCUUUUUGUAUAACUGAUUGUAAUUAAAUAUUGUACGUAAAUGAAUUUCAUUCCUUAUGUAAAAAGAGAGUGUUAAAUACAUACAAACAUAUGUAUGUAUUUGCAGUUUCCGCUGUAAUUAAGUGAAUUUCCGUUUCUUUCUACCUCUUUCACAUUUUCCAUAGGAAACUACAAAAACAAAAUAUAAAAAAAACUUA
Molecule: messenger RNA, 4663 nt
Organism: Bactrocera latifrons
Lineage: Eukaryota; Metazoa; Arthropoda; Insecta; Diptera; Tephritidae
Gene: Chpf
Product: chondroitin sulfate glucuronyltransferase
Exons: 7
Coding region: 993-3554 (853 amino acids)
Cellular component (GO): Golgi cisterna membrane
Molecular function (GO): glucuronosyl-N-acetylgalactosaminyl-proteoglycan 4-beta-N-acetylgalactosaminyltransferase activity
Source: RefSeq, a predicted model, not a curated record